Molecule: messenger RNA, 1882 nt
Organism: Dendroctonus ponderosae (mountain pine beetle)
Lineage: Eukaryota; Metazoa; Arthropoda; Insecta; Coleoptera; Curculionidae
Source: RefSeq, a predicted model, not a curated record
GUCUUCACUUUGCAAUUUUCUUGUGCUUUUAAUGCACUUUUCAUAUAAACUCUUUGGUAUAGAUAUUUUUCAUAUUUAGCUUUAUUUUUCAACCGCAUCCAAACAACACAAAAACACAAAAAAACUACAAUUGAACUAAAUUGCUUGCUAAAGAAAGAGACAACAUGCCACCCGCCAACAGCGGCACUAUUCUACUUUAACAGUUACCGUUGAAAGCGUCCAUUUGUUUACACCUCCAUGAUUCGGUUUGAUGCACGUUUGAUAAAAGAGGUUAGCAUUUCGAGCAAUAAACAACUGAUCCUUGUCAACAUUGUCGACUGUUGGAAUUUUAAACAUUUAAGAGCCGAACGAUAUCCGCAAUAUCAUUCCUCAGUUUUUACGGCGCCGGGGCGAAAUGGAGGUUUAAAGUGAAAUGGCACCCCGAAAACCCUUUAGGACAUACAGUCGCGGAAAAAAAUCCUCUGUUAAUGUUGUGGAAGCUUUCGAUAUCCUGUUUACAAAGAAUCUGGUCCAAAGGAAGCUUAUUGCGAGCCGGAAAAAAUUCGAGGUAAAAGAUUUGCCAGCCAAAGUGAAGCACGUUUUCGAAGAAGAGGCCUCCAUCCACGUAAACUUUAAUGAUACCUUUGAUAAGAUUUGUGCUAAACAAUUAACUAAGUUAAAAAAUGACUCGACAGGAUUGCCAAAAGCGGAUUCUUGCAGUAACAAGACCACGGAGAACAAUACGUGGGAUUCGUGGUUUAACCGAAAAACUCCAUCAGGAGAAGCCAUUACCGAUUCUCUAGAAAUAGAGUAUGUUGGAAGAGUAAAAAGGUCACAACAAAACGUGUCGUCUAGAUCGUCACCAAUAGUGCUUAGAUCACACACACACAGCAAAUCAAAAGAACUUUCCGUGGACAAUCCAUCAAGGAAGAAUGACUCAAAAAACUCCGAACAAGUUAGCAUCAAUAUACAGUGCUCUAAAAUGUCCACGAGGAAGAAUGUCCACUUAUUUCCCUGCAUCCGCCAAACUCCUACUCUACACAGUAGUACGCCUUUGRGGCCGAAAAAACGCGAUUUACUGGCGCAAACACAAACGACAAUAUCACCUAUAAAGCCUGAAGACACAGAGCUGAGGAAAUCUAUUGUGCAGUCAUUCGGCGAGAUUAAACAAUGGAGUUCAGCCGCACCGAAGCUUUUUAGCUGAGGAAUCGAAAAGCAAGCAGUUAGUGGUGAACUUAACUAGGCAAUCUUUAGAUAAACUCAAAACCCAGUUCAACCAGAGCCUCCCAUUAUUAACACCGAUUGUCGGAAGAAAUGCCAAGGCGUGCAGGAAAUUUUCGUCUAAUUGUGACAAAACUAUCCCUCUAAUGAAAUCCAAAAGCUGUGAUUCACUACUUCUAACUGUGAAGAAAAUAGAUGAUAAACGAACGCAAGAUUCACACAACUCAUCGGUUCAGUUGAUUGAAAACUCGCUGUCGGAAAAGCCCUAUGUGUCCCAAAUUUUAUUAGCUAGCGCUACUGAUGACGACCUAAACAGACUAUCAACGCCUCCAGCCAAAAGUCCAACUGCCCCUAGAAGCUUCGACUUGAAUAAUCUUAAAUCCAACCUACUAUAUGUAUUGAUUCCCAGGAUUUCUCCUCAACCGACUACUCCUCCUCCCGUUCCUCAAUAUUCUGCUCAGGAUCUAAGUGAUGUAAUUUUAAAGACACCAAAGCUGCCUUCAACUGGAUGUUCCAGUCGCACUGAGGCGAAUUCCCCAGAAAACUUAGGACAUAAUUAUUCGAUUGUUGCGGAAAAAACUGAGAGCGACGACUUUGAUGCUUCUGGUAUCAGCAGAUUCAGCCAGAAGCCCAUUAUACAGAGAGGAAAGGCUUGGAGAAGAAGCUUUAUGACUUACAAGCA